AUGAAGCAAGACUUAUCUGAAAAUUGGGACAUAAAUGCUACUGUUCUAUAUGAUCGGCCACCACAUAUAUUCCAACCAAUCACAUUACAAGAGAAACAUGAUUGGUUUCUUAAGCUUAGUCAAAAAUAUUCAGAAUUUUCAUACAAUAGUGAAGCAGAAAAUAUAGAAAACCAAAUGAGUACAGCUUUCACUAUAAUUGAUGGUAAUGAAUUGAAGUUGCGACUAGACAGGCCAGGGUUACUUUUUAGCAGUACUAGUUGGACCCCUGAUGAAGAUUUUAGUGUUCUGAUGGAAGCAUUGCAAGUAUAUGAAACUGCAUAUGAUUUAACCAAAAAGUUGCCUAAACUAAUCUGUGUGAUAACUGGCAAAGGCCCCAUGAAGAAGCACUAUAUAGAUCUCAUAACAUCUAAAAAUUGGCAACAUGUUAAAGUGUUAACUCCAUGGUUAGAUGCAUGUGACUAUCCCACAAUGGUGGCGAGUGCAGACUUGGGGGUUUGCCUUCAUACCAGUUCCUCUGGCUUAGAUUUACCUAUGAAGGUUGUUGAUAUGUUUGGGGCUGGUUUACCUGUAUGUGCAUUCUCCUUUAGAUGCCUUGAAGAACUUGUUCAAGAUGGUGUUAAUGGUUAUGUGUUUAAGACAAGUGAAGAGCUGUCCAAACUUAUAGUUGGGUGGUUUGAAGGUUUCCCCAACAAUUAUGAGAAGAAUAAGAUAGCAGAAAAAAUGAGGAGAGAGUUAUCCAAAUUCCAGGAGUCAAGAUGGGAAGGAAACUGGAAUUUAAGAGCAAAAAAAUUUUUUGGAUCAUAA
Molecule: messenger RNA, 804 nt
Organism: Parnassius apollo (apollo)
Lineage: Eukaryota; Metazoa; Arthropoda; Insecta; Lepidoptera; Papilionidae
Source: the annotation of a GenBank genome assembly